AUGUCAAAUCCAUUGAAAUUUAAACAAUCCAUCGCCUAUUGGUGUCUCGCUGAAACCGAAUGGAAAUGGAAUGUUGAACAAAUUUGUCAAUUGGCCGUUAGCCUAGACAUGAAAAGUAUCGAACUUGCACCAACAGAAACGUAUUCAAUCAUUAAGAAAUAUCAGUUAACAUGUGCACUUUGUUGUAAUGGGAUGCCUGGAGCACCGUUCAUGAAAGGAUUGAACAAUUUAAAAAAUCAUGAGGAAAUUCUUACUCGAACCAAAAAAUCUAUUGAUACUGCAUCUGAAUAUGGUUUUCCAAAUGUGAUUGCCUUUGUUGGAUACAAAUGGUUCAAUCCGGAGGAUCCUUCCAGUGGUGAAAUUUCGAUAAAUGAAUGUGUUGAAAAUUGCAUCAAAGGUCUUCGUGAAUUGUCUAUGUACGCAGCUGACAAAAGUGUAACAAUUUGUCUCGAACAUCUCAAUACACGUGACCGAUCGCAUCCAAUGAAAGGUCAUCCUGGUUAUCAGGGAGAUGACAUUGAUUUAUGUGCUAAUAUUGUUCGUCGAGUCAACUCUCCGAAUGUUCGUCUUUUGUUUGAUAUCUACCAUGUACAUAUUAUGCAUGGCGAUGUUAAUAAACAUUUACGAGAUCAUCACGAUAUUAUCGGUCAUAUUCAUACUGCAGGUUAUCCCGGUAGAAAUGAACUGGAUGGUAAACAGGAUAUUUACUACUCGGAUAUUGUAACAACUAUUCGAAAGAUUGGAUAUAAUGGUUAUGUUGGCCAUGAAUUCAUUCCAACUCGUGAACCUCACGAUGGAUUCUUUGCAGCAAAGAAAAUAUUCGAUGUUUAA
Messenger RNA from Adineta ricciae, 831 nucleotides. Lineage: Eukaryota; Metazoa; Rotifera; Eurotatoria; Adinetida; Adinetidae. The record is from the annotation of a GenBank genome assembly.